Pelmatolapia mariae (spotted tilapia) is the source of this 1503-nucleotide messenger RNA. Its product is annotated as atrial natriuretic peptide-converting enzyme-like. The transcript is spliced from 5 exons. Gene Ontology annotation, molecular function: Wnt-protein binding; Wnt receptor activity. Gene Ontology annotation, cellular component: plasma membrane. Lineage: Eukaryota; Metazoa; Chordata; Actinopteri; Cichliformes; Cichlidae. Gene Ontology annotation, biological process: canonical Wnt signaling pathway; non-canonical Wnt signaling pathway. The record is from RefSeq and is a predicted model, not a curated record. The coding region runs from base 1 to 1503 and encodes 500 amino acids.
AUGAAGCAUUUGUUUUUGGUGGUUUGGGGUUUGCUGUCUCUUCAGUGGGUACACAGCAGGAGUGAUGACAGGACAAACUGCAAGCCAUUUACAGCCAGCUUUUGUCAAGGUGUGGGGUACACCACUACCCUUCAUCCAACGGGAGUUCUAGGCUACAGCCUGCAGCAAAUUGGUCAGAUUGUGGAGACUGCUUGUUCACCGCAUGUUGCCAAACUUAUGUGUCGCAUUGUUGUGCCUGAAUGCAGCUCAGAGGACGAUAGCAGGUUGAAACCAUGCCGAGCUCUCUGUGUACAAGUCAAGGCAGACUGUGAAUCCACCCUCAGAGCAAAGCGGUUGUACUGGCCUACAAGGCUCCGAUGUGAGACUUUACCUGAGAGCAACUGUGUAGGGGCGUCAUCAGUCAUCAGUGUUACUCAGACACCGCUUUCAGCAUGUCAGCCAAUCACGGUUCCUUUCUGCAAAGACAUGACUUACACAGAAACUGUGCUGCCCAGGCAGGAAACCAAUAUAGCCUUAACAAUAAACCGGUUUAAUCCACUUGUGACAUCAGGAUGCUCCCCUCAUCUGAAGCCAUUCUUAUGCUCCGUCUACGUUCCUGAGUGUGUGUCAGGAAAACCUCGUCCACCUUGCAGAACGCUCUGUGAGCAUGCAAGGUCCAGCUGUGGAGCACAGAUGAGAAGUUUAAGUUUGGAGUGGCCCGAAGCUCUCAAGUGUGAAGCAUUUACCACAGAGUCCUGUGAACAUGCUCCAGUCAUCAGUGUUAGUCAAGCACCCUCUGCAGCAUGUCAGCCAAUCACCGUUCCUCUCUGCAAAGACCUGCAUUACACAGAAACUGUGCUGCCUGAGCAAGAAACCCAAGAUGAUAUAAGCUUGAAGAUACAUCAGUUUUCUCCACUUGUUAAAGUGGGGUGCUCCUCCCACUUAAAGCCGCUAUUGUGCUCCGUCUACGUUCCUGAGUGUGUGUCAGGGAAACCUCGUCCUCCCUGCAGAACUCUCUGUGAGAAAGCAAAGUCCGGCUGUGAGCCACUGAUGAACAAGUUUGGCCUAUCAUGGCCUGAAGAACUGAAGUGUACAGCAUUUACUACAGAGUCCUGUGAGCAUUAUGGAGUGAGCAGCAGCGGUGGGGUCUGUGAGCCAAUCACCAUACCAAUGUGCCAGGGUCUGUCCUACAACCAGACCCUCAUUCCAAAUCUUCUGGGACACACAAGCCAAAGAGAAGCAUUCACAAAGAUGUCCUUCUUCAACUCCAUGGUGCAAACCGUGUGCUCGGUGGACAUACGCGUCUUCCUGUGUCGGGUUUAUGCCCCUCAGUGUGAGGCAGGGCAAGCGCAGUGGCCCUGCAGGUCAUUCUGUGAGAAAGCCAGACGGGACUGUGAGGGACUGAUGUCCAAUUUUGGCAUUUCCUGGCCAGAAGAGCUGCAAUGCAGCUCAUUCCCAGAGGAAACGUGCAUAUCAGAAGAAAAAAGGCCUAAGGUAUUUCAGUUCUUCAGAAAUUUAAAGUAA